AUGACUGCAAUAGUGGAAGAUAUGCCAGUAUUUAUUCCUAAAGAGGAAGAUCUAGGUCGAAUUGUUCAACAAAACUAUGUUCUUUCAUCACAAUAUGAAUCACUUGAUAGUGAUGAUUUAUAUACAAAAUAUAAAAAACUUCAACGACAACUUGAAUUCUUAGAAGUUCAAGAAGCAUAUGUUAAAACAGAAUUAAAAAAUUUAAAAAAAGAAAUGUUACAUGCACAAGAAGAAAUAAAACGUAUUCAAAGUGUACCACUUGUUAUUGGACAAUUUCUUGAAGCUGUUGAUCAAAAUACUGGCAUUGUUGGAUCGACUACAGGUUCAAAUUAUUAUGUACGAAUUUUAUCAACAAUUGAUCGAGAACUUUUAAAAGCUGGUGCUAGUGUUGCUUUACAUAAACAUUCAAAUGCACUUGUUGAUAUUCUUCCACCAGAAUCAGACAGUAGCAUUUCCAUGUUACAAGCUGAUGAAAAACCGGAUGUUGAUUAUUCGGAUAUUGGUGGAUUAGAUUUACAAAAACAAGAAAUUCGUGAAGCUGUUGAAUUACCAUUGACACAUUUCGAACUAUAUAAAUUAAUUGGUAUUGAUCCACCGCGCGGUGUACUUAUGUUUGGUCCUCCAGGUUGUGGAAAGACAAUGUUGGCUAAAGCUGUUGCUCGACAUACGACUGCUUCAUUUAUUCGUGUAGUUGGUUCUGAAUUUGUUCAAAAAUAUCUUGGUGAAGGUCCUCGAAUGGUUCGAGAUGUGUUUCGUCUUGCUAAAGAAAAUUCUCCUGCUAUAAUUUUUAUCGAUGAAAUCGAUGCAAUUGCUACAAAACGUUUCGAUGCUCAAACAGGAGCUGAUCGUGAAGUACAACGUAUUUUACUUGAAUUACUCAAUCAAAUGGAUGGUUUCGAUCAAAGCAUUAACGUUAAAGUUAUCAUGGCAACAAAUCGUGCUGAUACACUUGAUCCAGCUCUUCUUCGUCCAGGACGUUUAGAUCGUAAAAUUGAAUUUCCUUUACCUGAUCGACGACAAAAACGUUUAAUUUUCUCAACUGUAACUAGUAAAAUGAAUUUAAGUGAUGAAGUUGAUUUAGAAGACUAUGUUGCACGUCCUGAUCACAUAUCAGGUGCUGAUAUUAAUUCAAUUUGUCAAGAAGCUGGUAUGCAAGCUGUACGUGAAAAUCGUUAUAUUGUAUUAGCAAAAGAUUUUGAAAAAGCAUAUAAAAAUGUCGUAAAGAAAAAUGAACAAGAUUUUGAAUUUUAUAAGUAA
This is a messenger RNA of Rotaria sp. Silwood1, 1257 nucleotides long. Lineage: Eukaryota; Metazoa; Rotifera; Eurotatoria; Philodinida; Philodinidae. The record is from the annotation of a GenBank genome assembly.